Molecule: messenger RNA, 1338 nt
Organism: Anisakis simplex (herring worm)
Lineage: Eukaryota; Metazoa; Nematoda; Chromadorea; Rhabditida; Anisakidae
Source: the annotation of a GenBank genome assembly
UGGCCGAGUAGUCCGAUGACAUUCUUUGACGUGCCACCGAUGUUGAUCGUAUUCAUCUCGUUGGGUCGUUGGCUCGAACAUAAAGCCAAGGGCAAAACCUCGGAAGCGUUAAGCAAACUGAUGUCUCUACAAGCAAAAGAAGCACUACUAAUAACACGUGAUGAAGAAGGUCGAAUCCUUUCCGAACAGGGUAUCGAUAUCGAAUUGGUACAACGUGGAGAUUUGAUCAAGGUGUUGCCCGGUGCAAAAAUCCCGGUGGAUGGCGUUGUGGUUGAUGGUAAAAGUUCGGUUGAUGAAUCUUUCAUCACCGGAGAGUCGAUGCCGGUGGUUAAAAGAGAAGGGAGUGCAGUGAUAGGUGGUUCGGUGAAUCAGAAGGGUACGUUGAUCAUCGAAGCGACUCACGUCGGUCAAGAGUCGACGUUGGCGCAGAUUGUUCGAUUGGUUGAGGAGGCACAAACGUCGAAGGCGCCCAUUCAACAAACAGCGGAUCGUAUCGCCGGAUAUUUUGUGCCAACCGUAAUUGGGCUUGCCGUGGUGACACUGAUNUUGAUAAGCAAUUUCAAGAUCGAAUCAGCGCUGAAACGAGCAUUCGAAGCAGCAAUAACAGUGUUGGCAAUAGCGUGUCCUUGUGCGUUGGGACUAGCCACUCCAACGGCUGUUAUGGUCGGUACGGGUAUUGGUGCCCAUAAUGGUAUUCUUAUCAAAGGUGGUGAACCACUGGAAAUGGCUCAUAAGAUAAAAACGGUCGUAUUCGAUAAGACAGGUACCAUAACAGAGGGUCAUCCUCGUUUGAUUCGUAUUCACACGUUUGUAUCUCAAGCCACUCUUCCACUAAGGCGAAUGUUGGCCAUUAUUGGUUCAGCCGAAUCGAGCAGUGAACAUCCACUCGGCGCUGCGAUCGCCACCUUCGUUAAAGAGCAUUUACAAACAGACGAAUGGGCUGGAACGAAUAAGUUCCGUGCGUCAGCAGGCAACGGCAUAUCGUGUGAGGUGACGAACGUCGAUCAGAUGCUGGCCAGUUGUCGUGCAGACGUUCAAGAUUUCACUGAGAAACUUCGUAUUCAUGGUUCUUCGGUUUAUAUCGCACCGUACGACGUUGAAGUGGUUCAAGGAACUACCGAUGACGCGACAACGAAUGAGAGUUUAUUUGCGACGAAAUCGUAUCGGGUAAUGAUCGGAAACGAACGUUGGAUGACAAAAAACGGUGUGCACGUCGACGAGGCUGCGAGUAAAAUGCUGACAGAUGAACAACAAAAGGGACAUAUCGCUGUGCUAUGCGCUAUCAAUCGUAAGUUUGAAACUGUCGUCGUUUUCAGUUUUGAUUUGAAACAUUUUUAG